AUGGGCGACGAGGAGACCGGUGAUGGCGGGAAUGAAAAGAAGGAGGAAGAGGAGGAGGAGGAGGAGGACGCCGGAGCUGACGACGGGGCGCCCGGCAAGGGAAAGAGGCCACCGGACUCCAUCAUGGUGCAACGGAAGUCCGCCAGAGGGGGCGCCAGCAACGCGGGGGGCACGAACAAGUCGGACAGCGACGGCAAGUCUGCCGCUUCAAUGCUCAUGACCAUCGGUGGCCUGCUCCUCUUCGCCGUCGUCGUUCUGGGCGUCGUCGGCUUCAUUAUCUACAAGAUUACGCAGUCCGAGGACAGCGAGCCGACGGAGGGCACCACCGCUGCGUCAAGCAAGUAUACGUCCGCGUGCUUCGGGAUGCCAAAGCGCUCCUCUGUAUAGCAAACACAGUGUCAAAGAGAAGUCAGCGCUAGAAUUAGAACAGAACAUACCACUUUCUCAAUAUACAAAUUUAUAGGGCGGCAGCGUCAUUGCGCAUACGCGCAAGAAGAAGUAAAGAAUCGUCAGAUUUACGCCCACAGAGGGACCAACGAACGAUUGACCUGCUCUUCAAGUAACUCUUCUGGCAUGCGCUUAUACAC
Messenger RNA from Dermacentor silvarum, 587 nucleotides. RefSeq lists its product as uncharacterized. The transcript has 3 exons. NCBI's taxonomy places the organism in Eukaryota, Metazoa, Arthropoda, Arachnida, Ixodida, Ixodidae. The record is from RefSeq and is a predicted model, not a curated record. The coding region runs from base 1 to 387 and encodes 128 amino acids.